AGGUAACGCUGAUAACAUCAGGGUAAAUAAACCUCCGACAAAACAAUAUAUACCAUGUUUUGAAGCGUCUUGUGAAGUUCCCCGCUUGUCGAACCACAUUGGCCCUUGUCGAGAAAUAUGGUGCGUCAGUGACACUGAUAACAGCAGGGUAAAUAAACCGCCGACAAAACAAACGAAAUAGACCGUGUCAUUGACCAGACUCCGUGUUGGUCAUCGCUGGACAACAGCCUAGUGACCCCACUGCUGACCACCUUGUUUUUGGACUGAGAGGAGGUGGGUCCAGACUGGCAACAAUAGCUCUUAAUCACUUUACUUUUGUUUCGGGUUAUCAGAACGCUGACAUGAUUCUGAUUGGCGCGUUCAGCCGACACAUUAUAUAAGGUCGUGGAUAAGUCUAAAUCCAUUUACACACAUCGCUUACUGUUCUUGUAGUUAUUUCGACUUGUGAUAUUUGUUCCUGCAUUUCUCAGUGAUUUAGGGAUAAUUCUAGUUCUGGGAGUUUCUGGCUGCAUAAGAUAAAAAUAUCAUGGACAAAGGUAUUCACUCUACACCGCCUAAACCUAGAUGCAUGAAACGAGAGUACGGUGCUAGAGACAAUCAUCAAGGUUGGCGGGAACAAGUUAAGAAUGUCAAGAAGAAUCUGAUGUCCGCUAUAGAUAGGGGUGACCACGUGACAGUCUCCAACAUCAUUGGUUCACAGAUCCAUGUGACAACACACAGCGGAAGGAAGAUCGUCAACCAAGCUUUCGUGCGAGCUUGUCUCGCGGGCAAGGAGCAGAUCGUGUCGCUUCUGCUUUGUAAGGGAGCAGACGUCAACGAGGUGUCCAAAGAUGACGUCACACCACUCAAAGCCGCCAUUUUGUCCAAUUCUUACCCCGUUGUUGAACUAUUGCUAAAAUGUGGCGCUUCUGUUAAGACCCACACAAGGCAACGAGAAGACAGUGUUCUGCAUUUGGCGCUGAAGAGAGGAUUUCUCCCAGAUCCGGUCAUCGGGGCAGACAAAUGGGAAGUCAAAUAUAUGACUGACACCAACAUAAUCAAGCUAUUAAUUGACAAUGGGGCAUUAGUCAACCAAACUUGUAAAGAUGGUUAUCUGCCCCUGUCCCUUGCUGCCUCUGCUAAAAGAGACUCAGUGGUCAGUCACCUGAUCAAGAAAGGAGCUGAAGUCAACAGAGUGGACACUAGAUAUGGAAUGACUCCAUUAAUGCACGCAGCUAUAGCCGGCAAUGUUCACAUUGUGAAACUGUUACUAAAAUAUGGCGCCAAACUAGACAUCACCGACAAGUGGGACUACUCGCCACUUAUGUUGGCGGCACAAUUCAAAAGUCAUUUGGUCGUGUCGUGUUUGAUACAAAAUGGCGCUGACGUCAACAAGGUCAGUGAGUUUGACGGGAAGAGUCCGUUGAUUCUCGCCACAGAGUCCAACUGCUGUGAUACAAUGCAGACCUUACUUCAACACGGGGCCCAUGUCAACUACAGCAAACCUUUUCACAAGCGUGGCACGACCGCCUUGAUGAUUGCCGCCAAAUUGGGAUCAAGUGAAGCUGUGAACAUUUUGCUUUCGUACAAAGCAGACGCGAGCCUGAGAGAUGAAGAUGGCGCCACUGCUGUCUCUUUAUGUUCAGAUCAGAAGAUUGCUAAUUCAAUAAACAUGUUGAAAUACUACUUUAAGAGCAAUUAUAAAGAACAAGAUAUGGAGAAAGAGAUAAGUGUCUACUCUACACCGCCUAUAUCAAGGUGUAGGAAAAGAGAAUAUGCAGCAAGGGAUAAUCAUCAAGGUUGGCGGGAACAAGUUAAGAAUGUCAAGAAGAAUCUGAUGUCCACUAUAGAUAGGGGUGACCACGUGACUGUCUCCAACAUCAUUGGUUCACAGGUCCACGUGACAAUACACAGCGGGAGGAAGAUCGUCAACCAAGCUUUCGUGCGAGCUUGUCUCGCGGGCAAGGAGCAGAUCGUGUCGCUUCUGCUUUGUAAGGGAGCAGACGUCAACGAGGUGUCCAAAGAUGACGUCACACCACUCAAAGCCGCCAUUUUGUCCAAUUCUUACCCCGUUGUUGAACUAUUGCUAAAAUGUGGCGCUUCUGUUAAGACCCACACAAGGCAUCGAGAAGACAGUGUUCUGCAUUUGGCGCUGAAAAGAGGAUUUCUCCCAGAUCCGGUCAUCGGGGCAGACAAAUGGGAAGUCAAAUGUAUGACUGACACCAACAUAAUCAAGCUAUUAAUUGACAAUGGGGCAUUAGUCAACCAAACUUGUACAGAUGGUUAUCUGCCCCUGUCCCUUGCUGCCUCUGCUAAAAGAGACUCAGUGGUCAGUCACCUGAUCAAGAAAGGAGCUGACGUCAACAGAGUGGACACUAGGUAUGGAAUGACUCCGUUAAUGCACGCCGCUAUAGCCGGCAAUGUUCACAUUGUAAAACUGUUACUAAAAUAUGGCGCCAAACUAGACAUCGCGGAUAACUGGGACUACUCGCCACUUAUGUUGGCGGCACAAUUCAAAAACCAUUUGGUCGUGUCGUGUUUGAUACAAGGUGGCGCUGACGUCAACAAGGUCAGUGAAUUUGACGGGAAGAGUCCGUUGAUUCUCGCCACAGAGUCCAACUGCUGUGAUACAAUGCAGGUCUUACUUCAACACGGGGCCCAUGUUAACUACAGCAAACCUUUUCACAAGCGUGGAACGACCGCCUUGAUGAUUGCCGCCAAAAUGGGAUCACGUGAAGCUGUGAACAUUUUGCUUUCGUACAAAGCAGACGUGAGUCUGAGAGAUGAAGAUGGCGCCACUGCUGUCUCUCUAUGUUCAGACCAGGAGAUGGUUAACGUAAUAAACAUGUUGAAAUACUAGUCAGUUAUUGUUCUGAUUA
Biomphalaria glabrata is the source of this 2858-nucleotide messenger RNA. RefSeq names its product ankyrin-3-like. Gene Ontology annotation, cellular component: nucleus; cytoplasm. The record is from RefSeq and is a predicted model, not a curated record. Lineage: Eukaryota; Metazoa; Mollusca; Gastropoda; Planorbidae. Gene Ontology annotation, molecular function: protein binding. Bases 527 to 2839 code for a protein of 770 amino acids. The transcript has 6 exons.